Habropoda laboriosa is the source of this 1037-nucleotide messenger RNA. It is a transcript of the gene Phb1, whose product is annotated as protein l(2)37Cc. Gene Ontology annotation, biological process: mitochondrion organization. Bases 94 to 909 code for a protein of 271 amino acids. The record is from RefSeq and is a predicted model, not a curated record. The transcript has 4 exons. Gene Ontology annotation, cellular component: mitochondrion; membrane. NCBI's taxonomy places the organism in Eukaryota, Metazoa, Arthropoda, Insecta, Hymenoptera, Apidae.
CUCCAUCUUUCUCUACCGAAACCCAUAUACCACGCGAGGAGGAAAGUGAAUUCUUUCUUCGCAGGCAGCAUUUAUUACGUGUUUUAUUAAAAAAUGGCACAGCUUUUGAAUCGACUCGGGCACGUUGGCUUAGGUUUGGCCAUCACUGGAACUGUUAUCAAUACUGCAUUAUACAACGUUGACGGAGGUCACAGGGCUGUAAUCUUUGAUAGAUUUACCGGAAUAAAGAAUCAGGUUGUAGGAGAGGGAACACAUUUCUUUGUUCCCUGGGUACAGAAGCCGAUCCUAUUUGAUAUUCGAUCUAGGCCAAGAAAUGUUCCUGUAGUCACAGGAAGUAAAGAUCUCCAGAAUGUAAACAUCACGCUUCGUAUUCUCUUUAGACCUAUACCAGACUCUUUGCCAAAGAUCUAUAACGUUCUUGGUAUAGAUUACGACGAAAGAGUACUACCAUCUAUUACCAACGAAGUUUUAAAAGCUGUAGUUGCUCAAUUUGAUGCAGGUGAAUUGAUUACACAGAGAGAAAUUGUGUCUGAGAAAGUUAGGGAAGAUCUGACAGAUAGAGCUCAACAGUUUGGAUUAAUUUUAGACGACAUUUCAAUUACGCAUUUAACCUUUGGAAAAGAGUUCACACAAGCUGUAGAAAUGAAGCAAGUAGCACAACAAGAAGCAGAGAAGGCGCGUUUCUUGGUAGAAAAAGCGGAACAGCACAAAAAAGCAGCUAUCAUUAGUGCAGAGGGUGAUGCACAGGCUGCUAGCCUGAUUGCAAAGUCCCUCGGUGAAGCAGGAGAUGGUUUAGUUGAACUUAGAAGAAUUGAAGCAGCAGAAGACAUAGCCCAUAAUCUGUCUAGAUCUCGUCAAGUAGCCUAUUUACCGCCAGGUCAAAAUGUUUUAUUGAACUUACCGCAGUAAACACUUAACCCCGAAUAAAUAUUGUAUACAUAAGUUUGUGCAUUUAUAUUGUAAUGUAUGAUUUUUUUUUAUGCCACGAUAGUGUACUGGAAAUAGUUGCUCUAGGGAGAUAUUUGAAAAUGUUGCAC